AUGCCUCGAAAAGAGAGGGAAACUUUGUGGCGUCGAUAUGCCGAGGAGAUGUUGAGAAAGCAAAAGUUUGAACCAGAUCCGAAGGAAGAUAAGCACACAGAUUCAAAAAAUAGAAGAACUAGGCUCUUGGUAGAAUUUACUGGUUGCUACUUUGCUAGUUAUGUUGGUCUCCCCGCUUUCUCCUAUUCUGUUAAGAGGUCAGGAUUGGCCAAGAUAUUGAAGAAGUAUGACAAGAGAACAGGUGGGUUAUUGCGCCUUCCAUUCAUUCAAAAGGUGCUGGAGCAACCCUUUUUUAUUACUGAUCUAGUAUCAAAGCUUGUCAAGCAAUGCGAAUACAUGAUAGAUACAGUAUUCCCUGUAGAGGAAGAAGAGAGAGUGAAAGAAGGAAGAGAAGCAAUAAUGGUUGCGGGAGAAGGGAUUUUCAGGAACACAAUUGCAGCUCUAAUGACCAUGCAAGAAAUUAGAAGAGGCAGCUCUACUUACAGCCAUUUCUCUCUGCCUCCUCUGAACUUGCCAGAUUCUGAUCUUAUUCAGUCACUCCACCUCAAUUCCCCUAUACCCAUUGUCUAA
This is a messenger RNA of Populus nigra (black poplar), 570 nucleotides long. RefSeq names its product SPX domain-containing protein 3-like. The record is from RefSeq and is a predicted model, not a curated record. The transcript is spliced from 3 exons. Bases 1 to 570 code for a protein of 189 amino acids. NCBI's taxonomy places the organism in Eukaryota, Viridiplantae, Streptophyta, Magnoliopsida, Malpighiales, Salicaceae. Gene Ontology annotation, biological process: cellular response to phosphate starvation.